AUGCCGGUGGCCGGAGGAUUUCAUUGCUACGUGGAAUUAUCUUUUCUUUCUGAGCUGAUAGCGGUCUCCCUCGCUUCCACAGGCAAUCGCUUCUUCCUGCGAUCUCCUCGUGGUGCCGACGUCGCACUGAAACAAUCCUUGCCUUCUAGACGUAACGUAUCGAUGGUUGGUAAGGUAGAAGUUCUUCAGAAUAUCACUAACAGAACACAGACGACGCAUACCUCGUCACUGAACAGAAUUACAUAUAUGGGACUCAGUGUUCUGAAAUACCGACCUCUAAAAAAUCAGAGUGCUUCUUAUGCCCUCUGCAAUGUACCAUUUCUAUACUUGUUCCCUGGGUUCGACGAUUCCUAUUUGACGAUGGACUUCACCCUCACUUCCCCUGGACCAGAACAACAUCGACGACAACGUUCUUCGCAUCUAACCAACUUGAAACAUGAUCAAAGUUCUAUACCAUUCCGCCAAGAAUCUGUUGUCUUUUACAUGCAAGAAAACACUUCGCGACAGCAAUCAUCUGCAAUCGAAGCAACGUGCUUUCAAAAAAAGCUGCAGGCAUUGCGCCCGAAGAAAGAAGAGGCUACGAGCCGAAGAAGUCCGGCAAAUUGCCAUAGAAGAGGGCUGCAACAAAUGGCUCAUCAUCCUCUGGGUGAAAAAUCCAGAGCACGGCAAGUCAUUCUGUUACGUUUAGGUUUAGGUGUGCAAUUUCUUUGCACACGCACAUUUACUAAAUUCGUCCAGAGAAUAUUCUCCAAUUUGCAGAUAGAGUGUGCUGUAUCACCACAAUAA
Messenger RNA from Heterotrigona itama, 786 nucleotides. NCBI's taxonomy places the organism in Eukaryota, Metazoa, Arthropoda, Insecta, Hymenoptera, Apidae. The record is from the annotation of a GenBank genome assembly.